This is a messenger RNA of Acaromyces ingoldii, 1680 nucleotides long. RefSeq names its product NADH-ubiquinone oxidoreductase. The transcript has 4 exons. Gene Ontology annotation, molecular function: FMN binding; NAD binding; NADH dehydrogenase (ubiquinone) activity. The coding region runs from base 26 to 1561 and encodes 511 amino acids. NCBI's taxonomy places the organism in Eukaryota, Fungi, Basidiomycota, Exobasidiomycetes, Exobasidiales, Cryptobasidiaceae. The record is from RefSeq and is a predicted model, not a curated record.
CCCCUCUCGACGAGACGAAGCAAAGAUGCAGCGUGCUUCUAUUCUCGCUCGCCACGCCUCGGCCACCUCGGGUCGUCUUUCGAGGUCCAGCGUGUCGGCAGCUGUCUCUGCAGCCGGUGCACCCGCUGGUGCGCGAGGUCUCGCCACGGUCCAGGAUGCGCCCCAGAGAAAGUAUGGAGGUCUGAGGGACCAGGACCGCAUCUUCCAAAAUGCAUACAUGAGGCAUGACCACCUUCUCAAGGGUGCACUUGCCCGUGGUGACUGGUACCGAACGCGUGACAUCAUCGACAAAGGCCACGACUGGAUCAUCUCGCAGAUGAAGGCUUCUGGCCUGCGAGGCCGCGGUGGAGCAGGUUUCCCCUCUGGCCUCAAGUGGUCCUUCAUGCUCAAGCCCGGCUGGGAAAAGGACCCUCGGCCACGGUAUCUCGUCGUCAAUGCCGAUGAGGGUGAGCCAGGAACGUGCAAGGACCGAGAGAUCAUGCGUGGCGACCCGCACAAGCUAGUCGAGGGCUGCCUCGUCGCUGGACGAGCGAUGGGCGCCAACGCUGCCUACAUCUACAUUCGCGGAGAGUUCUACCUCGAGGCCGCCCACGUUCAGCAGGCCGUCAACGAGGCGUACAAGGAGGGCCUCAUUGGCAAGAAUGCCUGCGGCAGUGGCUACGACUUUGAUGUCUACGUUCACAAGGGAGCUGGUGCUUACAUCUGCGGCGAGGAGACGGCCCUUAUCGAAUCGCUCGAGGGAAAGCAGGGCAAGCCGAGACUCAAGCCCCCGUUCCCUGCCGACGUGGGCGUCUUCGGCUGCCCCACCACGGUGGCCAACGUCGAGACCGUCGCUGCGGCACCCACCAUCAUCCGUCGCGGCCCUGCUUGGUUCGCCGGCUUUGGCCGUGAGAAGAACCAGGGCACCAAGUUGUUUGCUAUCUCCGGCCACGUCAACAACCCUUGCGUCGUCGAAGAAGAGAUGAGCAUUCCCCUGCGCGAGCUCAUCGAGCGCCACUGCGGCGGUGUUCGCGGCGGCUGGGACAAUCUUCUGGGCAUCAUUCCCGGUGGCUCUUCGGUGCCGAUUCUCCCCAAGAACCGUUGCGAUGAUGUCCUGAUGGACUUUGACUCGCUCAAGGAUGCGCAGUCGUCGCUGGGAACGGGCGCCGUGAUUGUCAUGGACAAGUCGACGGACGUCAUCAAGGGCAUCUCGCGCUUUGCAAAGUUCUACGCCCACGAGUCGUGCGGCCAGUGCACACCCUGCCGAGAGGGAACGACGUGGAUGAAGAAGAUGAUGGCGCGGAUGGAAGAGGGCAGAGCGGACUGGCGAGAAAUCGACCAGCUCUGGGAGAUUACAAAGCAGGCAGAGGGCCACACGAUCUGCGCAUUGGCAGACGCUGCCGCCUGGCCGAUCCAGGGCCUGCUCCGGCACUUUAGGCCAGAGAUUGAAGAGAGGAUCGCACAAUACCAGGAAAAGCACGGGAAUGUCUUGUUUGGCGGCAAGCUUGCAAAGGACCAGCGACCCGACCUGGCCCUCCCGCCAAACCUUGCGGCGCCUACUCCAAGCAAGCAGCUGCAGUAAACGUCUUAAUUCUCUCUGUUCAAUCAGAUUCUUUUCCCGGUUUAUCUGUCUGUUGCAACGCUGGUCUGAGAGAGCUGUGACUUUCCUAUUUUGUUGCACAAAUGUAUUGAGUAGUGGAC